Molecule: messenger RNA, 1805 nt
Organism: Aedes albopictus (Asian tiger mosquito)
Lineage: Eukaryota; Metazoa; Arthropoda; Insecta; Diptera; Culicidae
Product: leukocyte elastase inhibitor
Exons: 4
Coding region: 217-1731 (504 amino acids)
Molecular function (GO): serine-type endopeptidase inhibitor activity
Source: RefSeq, a predicted model, not a curated record
GCUAGCCAGUAUACUGGAAGCCGCGUUUGCGAUCAGUUGUUUUUGUGCUCUCUCGGAUGCAAAGUGGGCACCGUGUGAGAAAUACAGAUCACCCUUGGGGGAUCAGUUUCAAUUGUUGAACAGCGGGUGUUGGAAUCAUCGGCCGAACAUCUUGCAGGUUGCACCUGUGUAGUUAGAUUUUUAGUGCUCGAGUGAUUGAUAGUCGUGACGACGAAAAUGAAGCUGCUCAUAGUUUUAAGUGUCUGUCUUGUGUUAACAAAAGCACAAAAACAUUACUAUGGACCGCGUAGAAAUCGGCAAACCACAACUGUAGCACCAGAUAAUUCCAAUAAUUUCACCGAUGAAAGAGAUUGCGACGAGACGGUAGGUGCUGGUGCCGACCCUUGGGCAUGUCUGUGCAAACAGUUCAAUUUCCAGCGAGAGACAUGUAAAGAAGACAUCCAAAAAUAUUUGCCCUCGCAGCCCAACUCGCGAAUUUGCACGGAUCACCGCCAUUACUACAUUGGUCUGGAUAAUCGCUGUCAGGAAGAGCAUGCUUUGGAAUCUUCCAACGAUCCUGCAGGAAAGGCGAUGCAGUUCGCUCUGGAUCUUUUCCAAGCUGCUGAUAACAAAAAUCCAAAUGAAAACUUUAUCAUUAGUCCGUUGUCUCCACAAGUGUUGCUGGCGCAAUUGAUUGAAAGCUGCUCCCCGAAGGCACGUGAGGAAAUGUUGAAAGUUCUGAAGCUAAACGGAAAAGAAGCGGCCUCUUUGGUCGAUGCCCUAGCGGCGGCGGCCAACAAGGAUUCCACUAACAACAAGCUGGAUAUUGCAUCUGUGUUUUUCAAAGCAAAGGACCUCGAAUUAAAGACUCCUUUCCGUGAUGCAGCAAAGCACAACAAUAUUAGAAUGAAAGAUCUUGACUUUGCAAAUGCACACCAGGCUGCAAAUAUUGUUAACGAAUGGGCUAACACUCAAACCCGAGGAAAUAUUCCACAGGUUAUAACAGACCAGGGUAUCUCUCCGGACAUGAUGAUGCUCCUAGUGAACGCAAUCUACUUCAAGGGUACCUGGUUGUAUAAAUUCAACGAAACGGAAACAAACAAACGGGCUACAUUCGAAUCUUCCAAAAAUAAUAAGAUGCCGGUCCAUAUGAUGUCGCAGACAAACAAACUUCGCUUCGGUGAAAUCAACUAUGGCAUGUACUCCGACUCGGAGCAAGGAUUGCGUUGGGUCGAGCUACCGUAUGAUGGCGACGAGCUGUCGAUGAUUGUUCUUCUCCCAAAGACCCAAUUCCAAUUGGACGAAAUGGUGCGCCGUGCCAAUGGAAGCCACUUCCAGGAAAUUUUCCAAGUGAUCCGCCGGAAUCACAAUCCGCUCAAGAUUCACCUCAAAAUGCCCCGAUUCACCAUUAAAACCUCGGUUUCGUUGGUUGAACCACUGAAGAAGCUCGGCAUCAGGGAAAUCUUCGAGGAUGACAACCCUCUGCCGGAACUGUUUAAGUCGCCCGCCAGAGUGGGAGACGUCAAGCAGGAUGCGUUCCUCAAAGUGGACGAACUUGGCACGACGGCAACCGCCGUCAGCAGGGUGACGAUUAUUCCCCUCAGUUUGAACUAUAACGAAGAUAUUUAUUUCAACUGCAACGAGCCCUUCAUGGUGAUGGUGGUUGAUAAAACUCGCCAGAUUCCACUGUUCAUGGCCAAGAUUCGGAAGCCGGAGAAGCCAAAGGCGGACCAAGGAAGGGUACAAGCAUAAAAGGAUGAUUUUUAACGUGUGACGAGCAACAUGAUUGAAUACUAUUAGAAUAAUAUGUUUUAUAAUUGCUGAAA